AGAGAGAAGAAAACCUCGAAUUACGCUAGAUUUUAUUACAGACAGCAAUGGCAGCAGCUCCCUCAACUUCCUUGGUACUGUCUUUGUCUUUCCUUGUACUGUUCUCAACAAUUUGUGUCAAUGUAGAAGCAUUGUCUGCUCGAGCUUCAGUGAACAUAACAAAUAUUUUGGAAAGUCACCAACAGCUCACCGUUCACUGUAAAUCGAAGGACGACGAUCUCGGGUUCCAUCAGCUGCCUCCUUUGAUCAGCUAYGCCUUCGAUUUUCGACCGAACGUCUGGAUUUCGACGCUGUUCUUCUGCAGCUUCCAGUGGCCUGGCUCCUUCCACUACUUUGAGAUUUACAACCAAAAGAGAGAUGAAGAUCUUUGCACUCUUUGUUUGUGGAUUGUGGGCGAAAAGGGUCUCUGUUUGUACAAUAGCAAGACCCUCAAGUACGAUAUUUGCUAUACUUGGCCAUCCCAAAGAAUUUUAAAAAAUUGAUAUAUUGG
Molecule: messenger RNA, 490 nt
Organism: Momordica charantia (bitter melon)
Lineage: Eukaryota; Viridiplantae; Streptophyta; Magnoliopsida; Cucurbitales; Cucurbitaceae
Product: Plant self-incompatibility protein S1 family
Source: RefSeq, a predicted model, not a curated record